AUGAAGUUCUCACUUGGCUUGCUAGCCCUUGCCGGUUGUGUUGUCACGGUCACUGCCCGUGGCGAUUUCAGCAUCCAGUUCACCCGGUUUGCAGGCAAAUUCUGCACGGAUCCCAUCAAGACAGACGAGAUUGACAGCAAUUACUGUAAGAGCUUAGACUAUGACCAUGGAGGAUUCUCCUCCUUUGUCUACCAUCCUAGGGACGUGCAUGAGGAUGACAGCGGCGAUGGCUGUGAAGUCUUCGUGUUCGGCACAGGCCACUGUGCGGGUGAAGCCUACAUGAUAGGAGACCCCCUUGAUGCUUUUGGCAAAUGUGGCACUGUGCCCUUUCCGGCUGGAGGGUGGAGUAUCAGUGUGAAGUGUGAUGAGACUUCCUACGGCGAUACCUACAAGAGGGACAACGAGAAUGGUACGAUGGUUGAAUUCGAGGCUUGA
Messenger RNA from Recurvomyces mirabilis, 435 nucleotides. RefSeq lists its product as uncharacterized. The record is from RefSeq and is a predicted model, not a curated record. The transcript is spliced from 2 exons. NCBI's taxonomy places the organism in Eukaryota, Fungi, Ascomycota, Dothideomycetes, Mycosphaerellales, Teratosphaeriaceae. The coding region runs from base 1 to 435 and encodes 144 amino acids.